AUGUAUUCUCCGUCCAACUUCAAGAUUGCCAUCAUCGGCGCUGGUCCAGCCGGGCUCACUCUAGCCUCCCUCCUGACCGCCAGCAAACACGCUUUCGAUUUUACCAUCUUCGAGCGCCGCGAACGACCGGACCCUGACGCUGUCAACCACCCCUCCGGCAACCUCGACCUCCAAGAAGAAUAUGGUCUGAAAGUAGUCAAAGCAUGCGGCCUGUAUGACCAGUUCCUGCGAAUUGACAGCGGAUGCACCGAACAAACAACCAUCGUCGACAAGACAGGCCACGUCUUCCUGGACCACCUGGGCGAAGGCCGCCCGGAGAUUUCGCGCAACGCCCUCGCCCAGCUCCUCCUCUCUGCGGUGCCCCACGAGCGCAUAAGAUGGAGCACCAGGGUGCUCUCCGUCGACGCAAAGAAACGUACGGUCUCAUUCCAGCGACACAACAUGCCCACGACCGACGAAGCCUUCAACCUCAUCGUCGGCGCCGACGGCGCCUGGUCCAAGGCCCGUGCCGCCAUCCCAGACGCUGUACACCCCAUCUACAGCGGCGUCUGCUCCGUGACCCUCGACCUGCCCCCCCUCUCCGAGAACCACCCGGACCUGCACAAGCUGCUAGGCGGCGGCACGUUCGCAGCGUGCAGCGACGGCAAGGUGCUGCUCUCGCAGCGCGGGAUCCAUGGGACGGCCCGGCUGUACCUGUUCCUGCACUCGACUACGCAGGCGGCGACGCGUGCGGUGCUCGCGCAGCAACAGAAGCAGGAGGGGCAGCAUAAUGAUCAGGCGGGCCCGAACCCGGUGCUCGACGCUGAUCAGCUGCUAGCUGAUCUGCCGACCAACCACGCAGACCUGCUACGGGUUCUCCUGUCCGACGAGGAUUUCUUCGCCGGCUGGUCUGAAGAACUCAGAAACCUUCUGACUGUCGCGUGCGAGGCUCAGCCGGCGGAUCUGCCCGUUGAUGCCCGCCCUCUGUACAUGCUCCCGCUGGAACCCUUCCCGCAUCCGCAUACGCCAGGCCUGGCUCUGGUGGGGGAUGCGGCGCACCUGAUGACCCCGUUCGCCGGGAAGGGGGUGAAUACGGCUAUGGCGGACAGUUUGGCGCUGGCGGAGCAGCUGGAGAAGUUGGCUGACAGUCAGACCGGGCUUGUGGAGGGAUUGGAGGAGGCACUGGUGGCGUUCGAGAAGGAUGUGCAUCCUCGGGGCCUGGCGGCGAUGAAGUUGACUUGGUUGAGUUUGUUGUUGUCGUAUGAUGAGAACGGCCCGGGCAAGUUGUGUCAGGUCAUGGCCGCGAAUCAUUAG
Molecule: messenger RNA, 1293 nt
Organism: Aspergillus pseudoviridinutans
Lineage: Eukaryota; Fungi; Ascomycota; Eurotiomycetes; Eurotiales; Aspergillaceae
Product: FAD-dependent oxidoreductase
Exons: 1
Coding region: 1-1293 (430 amino acids)
Molecular function (GO): FAD binding
Source: RefSeq, a predicted model, not a curated record